Daldinia decipiens is the source of this 1584-nucleotide messenger RNA. RefSeq lists its product as uncharacterized. The coding region runs from base 442 to 1428 and encodes 328 amino acids. Lineage: Eukaryota; Fungi; Ascomycota; Sordariomycetes; Xylariales; Hypoxylaceae. The transcript has a single exon. The record is from RefSeq and is a predicted model, not a curated record.
CGAUCAAAGAGGUGGUGAGGAAAUGUCUAAAGGUUGAGCCGAGCGAACGGCCGGAUAUCGAAGAGUUAAUACAUAUAGUGGAGGAGGUUAUUGACGAGCUACCUGAGGAUGACGCAUAGAUGAUGAGGUUUGGGAAGAGCUAUUUUUGCUUGUGUAUAUUGUAUACUAUAACCUUCUGUGUAGGCGACUAGGGACAGGUCAUGACUUUUGAGGUACCCAUGACACUUACGGUACUGCUCUGAGAGCGAACAGGUUACGCGGGUAUACCCUCGACUUUAAAACUUUUGCUUGGCUGGAUUCUGGAGGUUGAGGGCUGGGUUGAUCUUCAGCCCCGAGCUUAUAAGAGAAAAUUAUACGGCGUCUGUUGCUUUGAUGUUGUUGGUGCUUUGAGCUGACCUACCGUUUUUAAGUCUAGCCUCUCAUCGAAGAGUAACUUUAAAGAUGAAGGCAAAUCAUAGCAAAGGUCUUAGCGCUGUUGCUUUGGAUAUAAAUACCAGGUGUAAAUACCAGGUGCCGAGAUCAUUCCAUAUCGACAUGAGCUUCCCUUCCCCUAUUGCUACCAACCCUUUUGUGACUGAAUGUCUGGCCUAUAUCACGCCCAACAAAAUGGAGUCAUUAGCUAACUGCACCUGCGUGCUUCUUACCGCAACGACGCCUAUACUCGGUUUCGAGAUUUUCACGCCAGAAUUCCUCGGCACAUUCGCAGUGAUCUUCCCCUUGGCCGCAUACCCCUUCAUGUUCUCAGACCGGAACCGAACCUGCCAAAACGUCCUUGGCUUAACGGCAAUGUUCGCCUUAAUCAUACAAAUAGCCAACAACUAUGCCUGGGCUAUGGGCUACGAGUAUGCCGAGUUCUCGCCUUGGCUGCUCCCCUUGACCAUCUUCUCCGCGUUCGUCAGCCUCUGGGACGCGGACGGACACGAGUCGGAUGUCAACUGGCAACCGGUGCCUUUUGUCGACCCCGAGGCCAAAUAUGUCAUGCUGACAUUCUACAUGUUCCUGUCUCACGUCUUCACAGGCGUCAUUUCUCGCUUGGAACCAGCAACCUCGACGGACGACGCGCUCUAUCUCAUGGGCUUAGCAUUUGUCGGUUUCAGGUUCGCUCAUGACAUCUGUAACGACUUCAUGAGGACGACCGCCACGAUAUACCAUCGCCUCGCAACACGGCGCGUUCCGGGCUGGUUUUGGAUCCAUGCUGACGAGCCUGGAUUGUUCAGGCCUAGAUGGAGCGUCGUACUUACGGUGGUUGUGGCCAUGUCCGCGCCGGUACUGGCGUUUUUAUGGGCGUACAGCAUGGGGUAUAUCGUGUCGAUAAGUCAGAUUCCUGACGCCUCUACUGGCUUUGUGCCCAAUUCCAAAUUAUCGCAAUGCUAUUGUACGUGGAAUAGCCUCCGUGGGGAUGGCGAGUAUGGCGAGUAUGUCCUAUAGGAGGGAAAAGAUAGGUAGACUUGGGUUGCUGGCCGAAGGAAUACAUGUACCUAGAAACUUAGGUACUUAGGUACUUAGGCAAUAUGUGAUGUGUGGCGGUGGUGGCUUAUAUGUAUAUCUUCAAAGUUCCAAUUCAUUGGUUGGUGUUGCCUUCUU